Molecule: messenger RNA, 1080 nt
Organism: Zea mays
Lineage: Eukaryota; Viridiplantae; Streptophyta; Magnoliopsida; Poales; Poaceae
Exons: 2
Coding region: 375-851 (158 amino acids)
Biological process (GO): regulation of DNA-templated transcription
Cellular component (GO): nucleus
Molecular function (GO): RNA polymerase II cis-regulatory region sequence-specific DNA binding; DNA-binding transcription factor activity, RNA polymerase II-specific
Source: RefSeq, a predicted model, not a curated record
CAAGGUCCACAAAAUGAGGAGACAAUAUCGAGUCCUCUAAACUACCCUUCUCUCUAUAUAUAUAUCAAAAUUACCCUGUGUUGGCCUUCUCUCUCGCAUAUUCUCUCAUCUCUAUCCCUCUCUCUAAAGACGUCCCCAACUUUUAUUUGACUAGUCUGUAGAUAUAUAAUAGCCACAUAGCCAGCCAAAUCAUAAGCAGCUGCUCAUCUCGUUCGUCGAUGUUCGUCAGCCAGGCAUCGCCUUUGUUGUUUCGGGUAGAGAGAUGACAUCCUCGUCGUCGACGAAUACAUCAGACGGCGCCAAGCCGUCAUCUUGCCGGAGAGGCCACUGGCGGCCUGGGGAGGACGAGAAGUUGAAGCAGCUCGUGAACAAGUAUGGGGCCCAGAAGUGGAAAUCCAUUGCCGAAAAACUGGAGGGAAGAUCAGGUCGAUCAGAUCGGCAAGAGCUGCCGGCUCAGGUGGUUCAACCAGCUGGACCCUCGGAUCAACAAACGGCCCUUCACAGAACAGGAGGAAGAGCGGCUGCUCAACGCCCACCACGCCCACGGCAACAAGUGGGCGCUCAUCGCCCGCCACUUACCCGGCCGCACGGACAACGCCGUCAAGAACCACUGGCAUGUCGUCAUGGCGCGUCGCUGCCGCGAGCGCUCCAGGCACCAUGCCAGGGCCGCGAGCUCCAGCUCCCCUCUCUCCAUCAACUUGUCUCCAAGAGAAACGCUAGACGUGGAUAUCGGCGACCGUGUCCGUCAUAAACAUCGCCGAAAGGAUUAUCACGCCGGUGACAGCGCCGACAAGCCAUUGAAGAAGGACGUGCCCUUCAUUGAUUUCCUCGGCGUCGGCAUGUCCUCGUAAUUAUUCAUAGUAUUGCAUUAAUUCUUGAAAUACCAAUCGAUGUAGAUCAACAAGUGUAUCGAUCGGCGUUUGUUGGUUAUUAGGGCAUUAGUAGACUGCAUGCAGGAGUAGUCGUCUAGAGGUAUCAGAUAUGCAUGCAGGGUUAGAGAGUUCAUCUUCGUUGAUGGUUAGGGCGUUCUGAUGUGCUGAUUCAUCAAUCAAUCAAAUAAGGCUCCAGACACUUUAUUUU